Messenger RNA from Styela clava, 420 nucleotides. The record is from RefSeq and is a predicted model, not a curated record. NCBI's taxonomy places the organism in Eukaryota, Metazoa, Chordata, Ascidiacea, Stolidobranchia, Styelidae.
AUGGAGCUUGACAGGCGAGAAAAUGUUGACCCGAAAAUAGAAACGGCCAUUGAAGCGAAUUUGAGUCCCGAGAUUGUUUAUAAGAAAACCACUGAAGAAACUAUAUGGGUUCUGAUGACAUUCCUGAUAUACAAAUUAUCGUCUGUGUACUAUUAUCUGCCGCUUUCUUUUAUUGGACAAGGGAAUGGAACAUUGAUGAAAAAGAAUAGGACUAAGGUGAAGCAUACUAAUCGACCUCCCGGUGUCCCGUACAACAACAAGAAAAUGCCUCUAGACUGCCACGUUUGUAGAGUUGUGACAGAAGAAAUUGAAAACAUUAUCAAGGACGACAAGAAACAACUUGACCCAGAAGGCGAGAAAAAUAGGAAGAGGGAAAAUAGAAGAAAAAAGAAGGAUUCCUCAACUCAGAAAACAGAGUGA